Molecule: messenger RNA, 1167 nt
Organism: Notothenia coriiceps (black rockcod)
Lineage: Eukaryota; Metazoa; Chordata; Actinopteri; Perciformes; Nototheniidae
Exons: 3
Coding region: 67-756 (229 amino acids)
Biological process (GO): microtubule bundle formation
Cellular component (GO): microtubule cytoskeleton
Molecular function (GO): microtubule binding
Source: RefSeq, a predicted model, not a curated record
AUCCCUCCCCCUCCCCUACCCCUAAAUCCCUCCCCUUCCUCCCCCUUAUCUCACUCCUCCACCAACAUGGCCGCCGCUCAAAUCCCCCCUAAAGGAGUCUUGGUGAAACCCAAGAGUCAAUCAAAAUCUGGACUCCUGCCCCUAAAGAAGCCCCUCCUCCUCCCCCCCAGCACUGGUCCCGCCUCCAAGCCCAGCGGCAUCAGCUAUAGGCUGUCACGCCCGUCGCUCAUCAAGCAGUCCCGCCCCCUCAGAGUCACCACAGCCAAUGGGAGCGGACAGGAAGUGAACCGAGGACCGACGGCUAGAAGGAACUCCGUGGAGACACCGUCGACUACAGAGAACAGCCCAGAAAGCCCCCCGGAGGCUCCGGAGAGGGGGCUUUCGGCAGCGAUGGUAGUCCAGAGAGAGGUGUCGAUUCUGGGGGAGACGCUGGAGGACAUGAGCCUCUCCUCCAACUCGUCUCUGGAUAGAAACGACACGAGUCAGGAAUACAUGGACGACUUCGACAACCUCGGAAACGGAGGGAUGGGAAUACUUCUUCUCUCCUCCAAAAACGACGAGGACGACUCGGGGCUCGACCAAUCGUGUGCCAGGUUCAAUGAAGAAGACAAGAUGGCCGUCGGCGGCGUCUCGAAGGCAGGUCUUUGCUUCCUGGACGACGGCGUGGACUGGUGCGCCGAAAACCGUCUCAUCAGACUCCCUCACCGCAGGAGGUCCAAUCAGCAGGAGGACCACGAGCAGGUACCGGCACUUUAAAUUAAUUUGAGAGAAAGAAAGUGGACAUUUUCAGAGAUUUUAGCCGUACAUCGACGAGAAAAUAAUAUAUAUUGAUGGCAGACAGGUGAGUUUAAGUAGAAGAUAAGAGUCGUGCUGGUAUGAUGUAAUCCAACAAAUAUUAUAAAUAUGCAACGACUCAGUUUAACCCCACCCUCAGAAACACCUCUAUCUCACUGUGAAGCAUUUUAUAACUUCCUUUCAGACACGUUUCACAUUUUUCACACCAGUGGGCCUCUCUGUGUAUCUCCUGUAUGGAUUAUGAGUGGAAUCCUUCAGAAUAAAAGCCUCUCUGUGUAUCUCCUGGAUGGAUUAUGAGUGGAAUCCUUCAGAAUAAAAUCCUCCAUGGAUGUAUCUGCUUCAGAAUACACUGAUAUAUGCUAAAUGCAAUGU